Tyto alba (common barn owl) is the source of this 1475-nucleotide messenger RNA. RefSeq names its product tumor susceptibility 101 (gene TSG101). Gene Ontology annotation, cellular component: ESCRT I complex. Gene Ontology annotation, molecular function: ubiquitin binding. The record is from RefSeq and is a predicted model, not a curated record. Gene Ontology annotation, biological process: protein transport; protein modification process; endosome to lysosome transport. NCBI's taxonomy places the organism in Eukaryota, Metazoa, Chordata, Aves, Strigiformes, Tytonidae. The transcript is spliced from 10 exons. The coding region runs from base 53 to 1231 and encodes 392 amino acids.
UUCCUGUCUGUUGCCGGAGGGGUGGGGAGGGGCGGCGGAGGGGCCGGCCGCCAUGGCGGUCUCGGAGAGCCAGCUCAAGAAAAUGCUCGCCAAGUAUAAGUAUAGAGACCUAACUGUACAGGAGACAACCAGUGUUAUUACACAGUACAAGGACCUCAAACCUGUCAUGGAUUCAUAUGUUUUUAACGAUGGUUCCUCUAGGGAGUUGAUGAGCCUCAGUGGAACCAUUCCUGUGCCUUACAGAGGUAACACAUACAAUAUCCCAAUUUGCCUGUGGCUGUUGGACACCUACCCUUUCAACCCCCCAAUUUGUUUUGUUAAACCCACUAGCUCUAUGACAAUAAAAACUGGGAAGCAUGUUGAUGCAAAUGGAAAGAUAUAUCUUCCUUAUCUGCAUGAGUGGAAAUAUCCCCAGUCAGACUUGCUAGAACUGAUUCAGGUCAUGAUCGUUGUGUUUGGUGAGGAACCUCCAGUCUUUUCUCGGCCUACGGCUUCGUCAAGCUACCCACCAUACCAGGCCACAGGCCCACCAACUACUUCCUAUGUGCCAGGCAUUCCAGGUGGAAUAUCUACUUAUCCAGCAGGAAGCACUCCAAACCCAAGCAGCUACCCAAACUAUCCUUACCCAGGUGGUGUUCCAUUUCCAGCAACCACUAGUGUUCAGUACUACCCUUCUCAGCCUCCUGUGACUACUGUUGGACCCAGUAGAGAUGGAACUAUCAGUGAGGACACCAUUAGAGCUUCCCUCAUUUCGGCAGUCAGUGAUAAACUGAGAUGGCGGAUGAAAGAAGAAAUGGAUCGUGCACAAGCUGAGCUCAAUGCCUUGAAACGGACAGAAGAGGACCUGAAAAAAGGACACCAGAAACUGGAAGAGAUGGUAACUCGCCUGGAUCAGGAAGUGGCUGAAGUUGACAAAAACAUUGAACUUCUGAAGAAGAAGGAUGAGGAACUCAGUUCUGCCUUAGAGAAAAUGGAAAGUCAGUCAGAAAAUAAUGACAUAGAUGAAGUUAUUAUUCCUACAGCACCACUUUACAAGCAGAUCCUGAACUUAUAUGCAGAGGAAAAUGCAAUUGAAGACACCAUCUUCUAUCUUGGGGAAGCAUUGAGACGUGGAGUGAUAGAUCUAGAUGUCUUCCUAAAGCAUGUACGUCUUCUAUCUCGCAAGCAGUUCCAGCUGAGGGCAUUAAUGCAGAAAGCAAGGAAGACUGCUGGACUGAGUGAUCUCUACUAAAUUCUCAGACUUCAGCUGGGAAGUUAGAUUUCCUUAUGAAGCAGCCAUUCUCUUGAUAUUUCUCUUAAUCAGUAGGUGCCCAGAAUAAGUUAUUACAUCACUCAAGUGUAAGAUAUUUUGAAUCAAUAAUAUAUUUUCUUUUUGGUAAAGACUAGCUUUUAUUAAUGCACUUUCUAUCUCCUGUAAUCUUUGUGCUGGUGGACUUACGCUGAAUAAAACUUGUUGCAUAUUUUCUUCCUCUACA